This is a messenger RNA of Loa loa (African eye worm), 654 nucleotides long. RefSeq lists its product as hypothetical. The record is from RefSeq and is a predicted model, not a curated record. Bases 1 to 654 code for a protein of 217 amino acids. Gene Ontology annotation, biological process: endoplasmic reticulum mannose trimming; carbohydrate metabolic process; mannose trimming involved in glycoprotein ERAD pathway. The transcript is spliced from 6 exons. Gene Ontology annotation, molecular function: calcium ion binding; mannosyl-oligosaccharide 1,2-alpha-mannosidase activity. Gene Ontology annotation, cellular component: membrane; endoplasmic reticulum. Lineage: Eukaryota; Metazoa; Nematoda; Chromadorea; Rhabditida; Onchocercidae.
AUGAGACUGUUCUGUCACUUGUUUCUGUCAUGCAUUCUGCUGCUUUACUUCAACAGUGCUCUAUGUGUCAGUUUUCCGCGCAGCUUAAUGAACAAAUAUCGAGAUAAGGUGAAAGCAAUGUUUUAUCAUGCAUACAACAGCUAUCUUUUGCAUGCUUACCCACUGGAUGAACUGAAACCACUUUCAUGUUCCGGCAUGGAUACAUGGGGAAGCUUUAGCUUAACGCUAAUCGACUCGUUGGAUACACUACUUAUUAUGGGUAAUGAAACAGAAUUCAUGCGUGCCGCUGAAAUUAUUCUUCAUACUGUUAAAGUUGAUAUGAAUGUUAAUGUAUCAGUGUUUGAAACCAACAUACGGGUAGUCGGCGGUCUAUUAAGUGCUCAUAUGCUUUCUGGACGAGUAAAAGGAAUGGCGUUAGAACCGGGAUGGCCCUGCUCGGGACCUCUGCUACGACUUGCCGAACGUUUCACUCAAAAGCUGGUACCUGCUUUUAAAUCUGCUACUGGAAUGCCUUACGGAACGAUUAACUUGAAACAUGGUCUUCAUCCAAAUGAAACAGCCAUAACAUGUACUGCUGGCGUUGGCACAAUGCUGCUGGAAUUUGGGACUUUGUCGCGCAUUACUGUAAGAACCUGUAUAAUGGAUUUCGUAUGA